This is a messenger RNA of Penicillium alfredii, 1221 nucleotides long. RefSeq lists its product as uncharacterized. NCBI's taxonomy places the organism in Eukaryota, Fungi, Ascomycota, Eurotiomycetes, Eurotiales, Aspergillaceae. The coding region runs from base 1 to 1221 and encodes 406 amino acids. The transcript is spliced from 2 exons. The record is from RefSeq and is a predicted model, not a curated record.
AUGAACUGGACGGGAGGCCAACUGCAUCGCCAUUCUAGAAUGGGAUCCAAGGGUCACAGACUGAGCUUUCAACCUCGGCUGACUGCGGGUGACAAGCAAUUCACCCCUUUCCUGGAUGGUCCAUGGAAGCAACACGAUGGAGUAAAAGCCGAGGCAGAAAACCAGGUUGCAAUAGACGAUGGGCCUCGGACGGGCCGCUCGUCGUCUCCCAGCGGGAACCACCUGGAGCACAUCAAACGUCAUCUUCUUGAGGAAUCUGACUGGGCUGCAGUUGCCACUGCUCGUCCCUUGACUGUUUCAUUUACGGCGGUCGGCGUAACUGAGCGCUUUGGAAAACGGCGAAAGUUGAAUGACGGCGACAGAAGACGAUUGGUAGAUACCAACGAAAGUUCCGAGCUUGCCAAGUCCCACCAAGCAAACAGAGAUCUUGUUUCAGAGGUAGAUGUGGUGAGGAACAUCAAGAUCCGGAUCAAUGGGCGUCCAGUAGGCUUCUCUUCGGCGGAGAGCUCUGAGAUGGCCAAGGACACACUGUCAUCGCAGUCCAUGCUUUUUGGCCGCGAAGAACCCGCCAUUCGCAAUCAAUCAGACCGAGGAAAAGAAAAUGUUACUCCUUCAGCCGCUUGGGAAAUCAAUACUCGUGUCUCAUUGAACCGUCGCCCGGAACUUGCACGGCUCAGCUUCGAUACGCCAUUGCUCAUGACACCCCACACCCCAGUAGCAGCUCGCUCUUCUGAUCAAGACAUUUACUCAAUUCCCAGUUCAGAUUUCUCUGGAAAGACAAUCCCGCGGCCUCAGUAUCCAGGAAAAACAAAUAAUAGCGCUUCCCCACAUAGGAUCUUCAGUCUAGCCUCUCAAUCACCCAAAAUCCCAUUACCUCGACACUUUACCAUUGACGACCAAAUUCUCGCUGAGGAGCUGGGAACUGACAUUGGGUUGGGAUCUUUGAGGCGGCCUCUCCGGGGAUUGUCCCCAGCCCCUCCGGAGAGAAUGAGUGAAUCCCGUCAUGAUUCAGAUGCUGUUUCCACCUCCAGCUGGCAACAAAAUAAACACCAUAUUGACCACCAUAUACCUCUACAAACUCCCUCUUUCCGUCUGUUUGAUGAUGCUCCUGCUCGACCGCCUCUUGUCCGGGGGACGCAAGUUCUGGAUUCGCCGGAUGAUGCUGAUGUCUCUCCCGUGAGAAUUGUCGGGCAACCCGUUCACUUUCAUGAUGGAAGUUGA